AUGUGGUGGUUCUUCCGCAUCGUCUUCAGCUCGGUCUUUCUGCUGACGAUCAUCCUCUCGAUCCCCAUCUCCUUCGAUGUAGGAGGCCGCGACAGCGGGCUGGCAUACAGCCUGGCCCUCUUCACCUUCUACCUCUUCUACAGCGCCUUCAAGCUCGCCACCCCCGAGAGCUCGCGCGUGCGAUGGGGCGUCAACAAGCUCCUCCAGUCCGCCCAGUGGGUCGUCAUCCCCACCCUCCUGAUCUGGUCGCUUCAUCGCUUUGCCGUUGAUGCCAACAGCACCGACUGGGUGUCGAGGACCAUCAGCGGCCUGAGUGGAAGCAAGCAUGAUACAUGGUCCGAGUAUUUCUUUGGGGCUGGCGGCUUGGUGGAGAACAUGACCAUUGGAGGAUGGGACAAGACUCUACGAUACUCAAGCCCCGUCUUCCAGCUCCUCGAGGGCUUCUGCACGCUCCUGGUCAUCCAAGCAGCUGGCCAGAUUACCAAAUGGCUCGUGAACAGAGGACGCAGCGAUACUUGGGUGCUCGUGCUCCUGAUUUUCUCUGCGUCCGUCAUUGCCAGCGCCGUCUACUUCCUGUGGCGCGUGGCUCUGUUCCCAUCUAUCAGCAAUGUGGAUGCAACACUCAUUGGAGUAACAGUGACAUCAGCUGUCUUCCUGUGCGCGAUAGGCAUCGUCUCCGGCAGGGGCAAUCCUGUGGAAUCAUCCCUGCUGUUCGCAUAUGUCGUCCUCUGUGUGUACCAGAUCUUCACAGAUUAUGUACAGUCCGCAGAGGCGGCGGCAGCAGCUGCAGAGCAAGCCGCGAGCCAACCUGACUUCCCACCCCUGCCUCCGAUCAUCAUGGCCAGUUACUCGACUCUCCUGCACCUAUUGGGAUCCUUGCCAUCGGCGGUAUAUUCUUCACUCAGCUUCCUCCAUGCUGCAUUCCAGACCAUAGCGCCGUCGGUCAUGAUCUCGCUCACCUACCGCAUCAUCGUCUUCUAUUGCGCAACACGCAUCAUCCCCGCAGUGAGGGAGUCGGGGGCGAACGCGCUACUUGAGGAGCCUACACUGGACGAAUCGGACAGCGCCAACCGCAUCUUGGGCUUCCUUUCCUGGUUCUCGCCCUCGAUUCUUAUCGCCGUAUAUACCAGUCUCCUCUUGCAACAUUUCUCGACAAAUGGCGAAGAAGGCUGGACACUGCGUGAUGGAGACGCGGGCGGCAAUGCCUGGCGGUGGAUCAACGUGGUGAUCACCAUGAGUCUGUACGCCAUCGAGCUAUAUCUUGGCAACGACGACGUCGACAGCGGUAUGGUUAGUCAUUGGAAGACGGACUGA
Molecule: messenger RNA, 1314 nt
Organism: Neoarthrinium moseri
Lineage: Eukaryota; Fungi; Ascomycota; Sordariomycetes; Amphisphaeriales; Apiosporaceae
Exons: 2
Coding region: 1-1314 (437 amino acids)
Biological process (GO): endoplasmic reticulum inheritance; septin ring assembly
Cellular component (GO): endoplasmic reticulum membrane; perinuclear endoplasmic reticulum; cortical endoplasmic reticulum
Source: RefSeq, a predicted model, not a curated record